This is a messenger RNA of Microplitis demolitor, 1212 nucleotides long. RefSeq lists its product as uncharacterized. Lineage: Eukaryota; Metazoa; Arthropoda; Insecta; Hymenoptera; Braconidae. The record is from RefSeq and is a predicted model, not a curated record. The transcript has 2 exons. The coding region runs from base 211 to 594 and encodes 127 amino acids.
CAGAUCGAGUCGGACUGUCUUCGAGUGAAGAUAAUCCAAGUAAAACUAUCUCUAUUACUAUUUUAGAGAGUCGAAAAUUUUUUUAAAGUUUUAAUUUUUACUAAAAAAAUUAUUAGUUUCCUAAUCGUAUAAAAAAUUAAAUAUUUACGGUAAAAGUUACAGUUAUAUUUAAUUUUUAAAUAAUUAAUAUUUAUUAACGGUGAAAGUGAUAUGUUGGCCGCACCAUUUUGCCGCGAAUUGCAUUUUGGCAACAUGUUGACUUCGAGGAUGCAGUCACGCGUUCCACGCUGUUUAUUUGGAUCACCGAACCCCAAAGAUUCUGUGGAUCUUCUCCAAGAAACUUUGGACAUGGAAAGAAGCAAAUUCGAAAGAAGAUGGGGUAUUGAUCCUUGUGCUGAGGAUAAGGAAAAUAUCCAAAGAAAAUUCGAGAGAUCACCACGCAAAAACCGGAGUUCACCUUACGCGCGACAAACAUGUAUUCACGACUAUUGGAGAUCAAGAAAAAACUGUGACGUGACAAAAAAAUCACUAGUAUCAUCAGUGGAUCCAAACCAGCUGACAAAGAAACAAGAUACUCAAAAAACCACAAAUUAACCUCGCAAUCAAGAUAAAGAUUUUUAUUAUAUUAGAAUAACUGAAGAGAUAAUAAUUGACGAUGGCAACUUAGUUGCGAUAUUUAUCGUCAACGUGAUCAUUAAUUUUCCAUUAUUUAUCAUAAAAUAUAACUUCCUAAUUAUAUUAAUAUAUAUUUAUUUCUAUACAAUAAUGUAAUUUGACUUAAUCAAAUAGUUUAUUGACAAGAUAAUUUUUUUCGUUUAUAAUUAGUCAUAGUCUUGUAAAUAAUUUGUGAUUAGUGGAGGUUUAAAUGGAUUUUUAAAUUUUCUGAGACUGUUUUAUGUAUUAAUGUAUUCUUUUUUUCUUGUAAAAGUUAUUAUUAUAUUAUAUUAUUUUAUAUUGUUUAAAUAUUGUCUCACUAAAAAUCCGUUAGAAGCCUGAAAAUCGUUGAUUCUUAAAUGAAACAACAAUACAGCGCCUCCAAAGACUAAUUAACCGAUCAACUGAUUGUAACAUCAACUUAUUGAAUGUACGAGAAUAAUCAAUUGAUUUUCUCAAAUAUCGGCUAUUGUGUAUAUCUUUUAUUAUAUUUUUCUCCGUAGAAUUAAUUUUCAAAUCUAGUCAUUAAUUUUCCUUAAUUUUUUUUCUGUUUCUUUU